Molecule: messenger RNA, 1426 nt
Organism: Beta vulgaris subsp. vulgaris (sugar beet)
Lineage: Eukaryota; Viridiplantae; Streptophyta; Magnoliopsida; Caryophyllales; Amaranthaceae
Product: plastid division protein PDV1
Exons: 2
Coding region: 243-1085 (280 amino acids)
Biological process (GO): chloroplast fission
Source: RefSeq, a predicted model, not a curated record
CAAAGAGGUCCAAAAUUCCAAACGUGCUUAACAUUACCACCUAAAAAUAACCAUUCAAAAAUCAAAACUCAAAAACUUUCUUCUUCUUCAUUUUUUUCUCUCUCUCUCUCCUACUUUACCAGCUAUCUGGGGUUGCUUUCUUUCUCUUUUUCUCUCCCUCAUUCCCCAACAACAAGCAAUCUUCCCCCCCUAAAAAAUACCAAUUUUAUUUCCCUCCAAUUUUCACUUCACAAACCCUAGAAAUGAAAUGGGAAAUUGAGAUGGAAGAAGUUGAAGCUGUUCUUGAGAAGAUUUGGGAUUUACACGACAAACUUAGCGAUGCAAUUCACUCAAUUUCUCGUACCCAUUUCGUUAAUUCCACUAAAUCUCUCAAAAAUAAUAGCUCCCCUGAUAGUAAUAAUAAUUUCAAGAACAGCAAAAAUCAAGGGCAUUUUUUUGAUCAUGAUGUUAAGAAUUACAACAAUAAUGUUAAUGGGUUUGUUUUUUUUAAGGAUUUUGAUAAGGAUUCCGCCAUUGCUGAAGCUAAGAGUCUUAAUUCAAUUCGUUCUGCGCUUGAAAAUCUCGAAGAACAACUCGGAUUUUUUAAUACUCUGCAAAUCCAGCAGCGUGCAGAAAGGGAUGCUGCACUUGCACGUUUAGAGCAAAGCCGCAUCAUUCUUGCAUUCAGAUUGGCUGAACACCAUGGGAAAAGAUACAAAGUAAUAGAUGAAGCUAUGGAUUUUGUGGGAACUGUAAGAGAUGCCAGUUGCUUUGUCGCGCCUGAGAAUUUCUCUAAUCCUCCUGCAAGUGCACCUGCUGAACAAAAAGGGGUGAACCCAAACAUCUUUGUAAGAGUUUUAUUCUCUGGGUUAGAUUCUGCUAAAAAGACACUUCAGCUUGACAAAUUAGGGGGAGUUCUGGGGAAUGCUGCUCUUUUUGCACUUAGCAUGCUUGCGUUGCUUCAUCUACAACAAGUAACUUACAAGGAUAACGAGGUGUUAGACAUCGGGCUCAACCAAAAUAGAACGGCUAAGAAACUAUCGCAACGUGGUGGUUCUUCCAUCGGGGAAUUGAGUUCAUUGGAUGUACGGUUGGCAAGAGGUUAAAAUUUAACAAUGAGUUUCAAUGGUUCUUUACGGGUUUUGUAGGUAAUAGCUGUUUCAUCAGUGUCUUCUGUAGUGUGGAAAGAAAAUGCUGGUAAUAUGUAGGGUUUUGUAGCUCUGGAUUCUUUGAAUUGCUUGUAUAUAUCAGGCUAUCCAGUAUAUUUUAGCUUAGUGGGGUUUUUUAGUAUACUCUGAAGUUGUGUCUUUCCCUGAUUUUGUUGUGCAAGGGUGAUUUUGUGAGUGUUUUCUGAAAGUUGAGGAAAAGUUGUGAAACUGCUUGUUUCCAUUUUGAAGUGAAAUGUAUGGUUGAUGAGGAUUUGAGAAAUAUACUACUAUAAUAUCUA